CACAAACAAAAAUCAUUUUCUUUCACUAAAACUUCCAAGUGAUCAGUGGAGAUGCGAAACAUUCUUAAUUUGCGUGGGAUUAGUGGGCACAAUCGUUUAAAAGCUCAUAGAUCCACAUUUAAGAAUGUUGUGAAGAAAAUUGUGAGAGACCUGCCGAAUCAUCGACUCAUGGUUUUGAUGGAGCCCCUGCUCAGAAACAUUGUUCGAGAGGAGCUUGAUCGUUAUAGUCAACGACAUCAUCAUCUCUCUUCGUCAACGUGGUCCCAAAUCGAGCGGUUGCGCUCUGAAACGCAGUCGUCGCGUUCAGGACACAAGCUGCGGUUCAUAAACUCGCCACAGUCUUGCAUAUUCACUGGAGCCAAGAUCGAAACCGAGGACGGUUUUCCUGUAGCGAUCGAGCUCGUGGAUGCAGCCACGAACGCUAGAGUCGUUUCGGGACCGCUCUCAUCUUCUCGGGUCGAGAUCGUGCCGCUGGACGCUGACUUCACGGAGGAAAGCUGGACCGCUGACGUAUUCGAACGAUAUAUCUUCAAGCAACGUCAAAGCAGACGUCCGUUACUCAUCGGAGAUGUAACUGUCACGCUUCAAAACGGCGUCGGAGUGAUAGCCGGAGAUGUGGCUUUCUCGGAUAACUCGAGUUGGACAAGGAGUAGGAAGUUCCGGUUAGGUGGUAGGUUAACCGGUGGUGGAGCCGUGGAGGCAAAAAGUGUAGCCUUUACGUGUAAAGACCACCGUGGAGUAUCUUAUAGAAAACAUCACCCUCCGUAUCCCGUUGACGACGUUUGGAGACUGGAGAAAAUAGCUAAAGGUGGCGUUGCAGCGAAGCGUUUGGCUGACCACAAGAUCUAUACCGUCAAGGAUUUACGCCGUUGGUAUGCGGUUAAUCCAAAUGAGUUAUACAACAUACUUGGUGGAGACAAGAACUCAGGAGGGAUCUCAAAGAGAACAUGGGAGAUAAUUGUAUCCCAUGCAAUGAAAUGCGUUUUGGACGAGACAGAGCGUUACAUCUACACAGGAACCUCUCAUGACGAAUCACUUAUUUUCAACUCUGUCUAUGAAGUGAUCAAAGUGUGCUUAAGUGAUGGCACGUUUCGAAACCCUGAUGAGGUACCCACCUAUAAGCUGAACGAGUUGAAGAAAGAAGCUUAUACAAACCUUAACUGCUUACGAACCUUUACGGAACAUCCACAAAGGUCCUUGCAAUACACGCAAAAUCCUGGAUUUGGAAUCGCAUGUCCUGGGUUGCAGCACAACAACUUUCAAGGAACAUCUGACCCAUCAGGCUCUUUGAGUUCUCUUUACUUCACAGCUGCAAACUCCACCGUCCAACCAGAGAUGCUAAUGAGUUUUGGAAACUCACCAGCCACGACGUUUCAUGUCGACAGAAAUUUCUUACAGAGAAACAGCUUCAAGAUAAGUGAACACGACCCGGUGCACAGUGAAACUCAAACUUUAACGACAAUAGGUUAUGUCGAGAAUGCUGAGGAUGGUCACGAUAACACUUUUCCUUAUAAUAACCAACAUGAUAUGUCCUCUAACCUUUCACCUGGUGCGGCGGAUUGGGAGCAACAAGCGUUUAACAGUUUGUAUGUUAGCGUGUUUGGCACGGAAGAAGCGGGAACUUUUAAUGUUCGUCUUGCAAACACUGUGGGGUCUCCAAGAGCCAGGUGGUGUAAGGUUAAGGCAGCUUUCAAGAUACGAGAAGUCUGGAGACAGACAGCUGCUAGAAAGGAAGGCUUGUAAGAACCUUUACAUGGCGUUCUAGGUUCAACGGUUUCGAUUCUUGCAGUGCACGAAAGAUGCAUAUAUAUUGUGUGCGGGUUUUUUUUCUCAGCUCAUGUUUGAUACUUUCUAUAUAUGAACGAAUAAUUUAAUUACAUUUUUUAUAUUUUUUGUAUUUGUUUUCUUCUCAGUUGAAAUGCUUUUAUAGCAAAGAGUUUGUAAGUUGUAGUCUUUACAUGCUAUACUUGAUUCCUUGCUUUCUUGUGAUGCACGAAAGCUAGUUAUAGGCAGAUUAUGGUUUCCCCUCUUUGCCG
Messenger RNA from Eruca vesicaria subsp. sativa (arugula), 2036 nucleotides. NCBI's taxonomy places the organism in Eukaryota, Viridiplantae, Streptophyta, Magnoliopsida, Brassicales, Brassicaceae. The record is from the annotation of a GenBank genome assembly.